Bombina bombina (fire-bellied toad) is the source of this 438-nucleotide messenger RNA. RefSeq names its product agouti related neuropeptide (gene AGRP). The transcript is spliced from 3 exons. NCBI's taxonomy places the organism in Eukaryota, Metazoa, Chordata, Amphibia, Anura, Bombinatoridae. The record is from RefSeq and is a predicted model, not a curated record. Gene Ontology annotation, cellular component: extracellular region. The coding region runs from base 1 to 438 and encodes 145 amino acids. Gene Ontology annotation, molecular function: type 1 melanocortin receptor binding; neuropeptide hormone activity. Gene Ontology annotation, biological process: positive regulation of feeding behavior; adult feeding behavior; hormone-mediated signaling pathway.
AUGUUCAAUACCCUCCUUUUCUGUGUGACCAUGGUUCCAGCAAUGCAAGCCCUCCUUACAUCAGAAACUGGCAAUGGGAGGUUGCAAGGCCUGAGUUCUGCUCCAAUUAAUAAUGGGAGAUACAAUUAUCCAAGUUUUCGGCGCAAUGUUAAAGAAUCUGCCUUAGCAGUUCCAGGAGGCUUGCCAAGGUCAGAGUUUUUGAGACUGGACACAGGAGCAGAUGAAGAACUACUGGAAGAUUACAGCCUGUUAGAUCCUCAGGAUCUGUCAUUAGAAACAUCUUCUCGAGAAGAACGAUCACCCAGAAGAUGUGUCCAGCUUCUGGAAUCAUGUGUAGGCCACGUGCCAUGCUGCAGUCCCUGUGCCACUUGCUACUGCAGAUUUUUUAAUGCAUUUUGUUAUUGCCGAAAAACUAAUUGUCAUCAAGGCAAGAAUUAG